AUGAUUAGCAUUUUAAGCUGGAAUAUCAGGGGCAUAAAAAGCUCCAUUGAAAGGCUAUGCCAGCUCAAUAGACAACACAAAAUUCAGUUCCUUGCUAUUCAGGAACCAUUUUGCAAAACCACAAAACUUGACAGAUACAGAAGACGAUUGGGUUAUAAUUUUGCUUAUGCUAACUGCAACAACAUGAUAUGGAUAUUUACUGAUGAAGAUGUUGAAUGCCAAGUCUAUUCUGACACUGAACAACAACUUUCUUGCUUUAUCAAGAUUGGAGAUGACACUAUUUCCAUCACUACUGUUUAUCCCAAGUGUAAAGCUUCUCUCAGGGAAUCUCUAUGGGAAGAUCUCAGCCUUAUUGCUUCCAGUCAGAAUCUUGAAUGGAUGGUUUUAGGAGAUUUCAACUAUAUUACUGAUCAAACUGAGAAGAUAGGAGGAAAUCCACAUAGAAUGGAGAAGAGUUUACCUCUUCUUGAAUGUAUUGGAGACUGUGAUCUUUAUGACCUGGGCUUCAUUGGUUCUUCCUUUACUUGGUCUUGUAACAUUAGUCAUAUUAAAUACUUCAAAUUCUUGAACUUUUGGGUGGAUAAACCUGAUUUUCAGGAUAUUGUGAAGCAAGCUUGGCAGAUAGAUGUACAGGGUUCUCAGGAACAUCAUUGGAGACAUUUUCGAGCUUACAAAAACAAUGGAAAAAAAGUGGCUAAUCUUGAGGAUGUUUGCCUUCAAGACAACUCUACUACUAAUAUGGUUAACCUUAAUGAGGCCAAUGCUUUACUAAUCAGGCAUUACAAGACUGAGGAAGCCUUCUGGAGGCAAAAGGCUGGUAUUAAGUGGCAUGCUGAAGGGGAUCUAAAUACAAAAAUUUUCCACUCUGUUAUUACUUCCAGGAGGCAAAGAUUGUCUCUCAAGAAGAUAAAAAAAUGGGGAAGAGAGGAUAAUGAGAUGCUAUGCUCUAUUCCCACCAUGCAAGAACUCAAAGACACUGUUUUCUCAAUGGAUCCUGGAAGUGCACCAUGUCCUGAUGGCAUGACGGGUAUUUUUUAUCAUAAAUGCUGGGAUAUUAUUUCUACUGAUCUUCUUAACAUGAUUAUUGAGAUUUUUAAGGGUGGGAUUAUUAAUAGGGCUAUUUCUCACUCCUGCCUGAUUUUAAUCCCCAAAGUCAAAUCUCCUCAAGAAUUUUCUGAUCUUAGACCAAUUAGUUUAAGUAAUUUUUCUUGCAAAAUUCUCUCUAAAUUGAUUAAUGGUAGACUUACCAGUAUUAUGGAUAAGAUUAUCUCGCAAAAUCAAUCUGGCUUUAUGAAAGGUAGGUCUAUUAGUGAGAAUAUUACUCUUACUCAAGAGAUGGUGCACAAUAUGAACAAAGCUGAGCCCGAUGACAAUGUUGUUAUGAAAUUAGAUAUGGCUAAGUUGGGUUUCUCUGACUCAUGGGUUGAUCUGAUUCAUCGUAUUAUCUCUAAUAACUGGUAUUCCAUUAAUAUAAAUGGUACCAGGAAUGGUUUUUACAAAUCCACUAGAGGUCUUAAGCAGGGCGACCCCCUUUCUCCUUCUUUGUUUGUUAUUGGAGCUGAAUUGUUAUCUAGAAUGCUGAAUCAUUUGAGCAACGACAGUUUUGUUCCUUUUACUUGCAAAAGUAAUGGACCUUCUAUUACCCAUUUGUGCUAUGCUGAUGAUACUAUCCUUUUCAGUUCUGGGGAUCGCAAUUCCAUCACUAUGAUGAUGGAUAAACUCAGUGAAUAUGAGAAAAUCUCUGGUCAACCUGUUAACAAGAGAAAAUCUGGUUUCAUGGUUCACUCCAAGGCUAGUGACUCUUUUAUCCAGGAUAUUAUUAAUCUCACUGGUUUUGCUCAUCAAAAACUCCCUUUUAAUUAUUUGAUCAGUCCUAUUUUUGCUUGGUAG
Lycium ferocissimum is the source of this 1890-nucleotide messenger RNA. RefSeq lists its product as uncharacterized. The coding region runs from base 1 to 1890 and encodes 629 amino acids. NCBI's taxonomy places the organism in Eukaryota, Viridiplantae, Streptophyta, Magnoliopsida, Solanales, Solanaceae. The record is from RefSeq and is a predicted model, not a curated record. The transcript has 5 exons.